CUCGAUAAAACGAUAUUGGCUGAUGACAUGUCAUGGUUUCCUUUGUCAACUUUCUUUCUCUGUUGCUCCUACUCUUGGGAGGCUCAAGGGCCCAAAAAGAUAAGAAAAAUGUGCUCUUCGUAGCAGUAGAUGACCUCCGUCCAGAGCUAGGCGCCUACGGGGCAGACUAUGUAUCAACUCCUAACAUUGACUCGCUGGCAUCCAAAUCAAUACUGUUUGAAAGGGCUUAUUGCCAGGUUGCUGUGUGCUCUCCUUCUCGUGCAUCCUUGUUAACAGGACGCAGACCCGACACUAAUCAUGUUUGGAGGAUAUCAGACGAUGAGUAUUGGCGCACAACAAGCAAUGCAACUAAUGCUACUACCAUUCCACAAUAUUUUAAAGAAAAUGGAUACAUUUCUAUUGGGAUGGGCAAGAUAUUUCAUCCAGGAGCACCUGGAGGAAAUAAUGACGAGUUGUACUCAUGGUCUCUGCCAUAUUUUGAGCCCAGCACACCUAGGAGAAUGUUCAAUGCCGCGCAAGGGGCAGCUUGGUAUAGUUUCAGUAAUUUAUUCGAUAACGAUUUCGAUGAUGGAAAAGUAUCGCAAAAUGCAAUAAACCUUCUAGAGCAACUAAAGCAAAACAGGAGCGAUGGAGACAGCAGGCCUUUCUUUAUGGCAAUUGGAUUCAUGAAACCUCAUCUUCCAUUCUAUUGCCCUUCGCAAUAUUAUGAUCUUUAUCCAGGACCUGACGAAAUAAAGUUGCCAAAUAAUCCGGACCCACCUCAAGGCAUGCCUCACAUAGCUUGGACAGUUUGGAGGGAGAUGCGUAAUUAUUAUCCAAGCACAAGCGCCAUGGGAGGCUGUACCAGAGUAGCUGGAGUUUCCCUAAACAAUCCUAAUUGCUCACUGACUUCAAAUGAAACGAGGGAAGCAAGGAGAGGCUAUUAUGCCUGUACCAGUUACGUUGAUGCACAAGUUGGAAAAAUAAUGUCAGCAUUAGACUCACAAGGAUUUGCUAAUGAUACUAUAGUAGUGCUGUGGGGAGAUCACGGGUUUCAUUUGGGAGAACUGGGCAUGUGGUCAAAGAAUACAAACUUUGAAGAUGCUACACGUGUUCCAUUCAUCCUUCAUGUUCCUGGUGUAACUGAUAAUGGAAUGAAAACUGAUGCACUUGUUGAACUGAUUGACUUAUUCCCUUCACUGACUGAGCUAGCAGGAAUAGAUGUACCUCCAAUGUGCACUGAGAAUAGUCCAAAAUCCAUUGCUUGUGUAGAGGGUAGUAGUGUGGCACCUUUACUGAAGAAUCCAAGCAUGGAAUGGAAGAAAGGAGCAUUUUCUCAAUAUCCAAGGCCUACGUCUGGCUUGCCUCAGAUUUUAGGUCGACCUGAAUUUGAUGAUAAUGAGAAUGGUGAGAGUGUAAUGGGUUAUUCAGUACGUGUUGAUGAUUACAGAUUCACUGAAUGGUAUCGAUUCAACCGUACAACAUCAACUCCUAAUUUCACUGAUAUUUGGGGUACUGAACUCUAUAAUCAUACGACUCCCACUGUUUUUUUUGAUGAUGAGAAUACCAACCUAGCUAGUCGUCCAAACAUGGCUGACAAGGUACAAGAGCUAAGAGCAAUCUUACAAGCAGGUUGGAGGGGAGCAUUGCCUAAUGUAACGACUGAUACAACUCCAGCCCCAUCAGCUACUCUAAGCCAAACAGCAACACCUUCAAGAUCACCCAUACCAACCACUGCCGGCCCUGGGGAAGCCUCAUCAAAAGGAGCAGGUAACUUGCCAAUCUUUGUUAUGAUUUUGCUAUUUUUGUUUAUUUUGGCUGUCAUAUUUUAUUAGUAAGAUGUUUUUAAGCUAUAGAACGUUUAUCCAUGUACUGUCUCUCCCCAAUCAUUCUUCAUCUUUUAUUUAUCAUAGUCAUUCAGUAUAAA
Messenger RNA from Amphimedon queenslandica, 1906 nucleotides. RefSeq names its product iduronate 2-sulfatase-like. The transcript has 2 exons. Lineage: Eukaryota; Metazoa; Porifera; Demospongiae; Haplosclerida; Niphatidae. The record is from RefSeq and is a predicted model, not a curated record. Gene Ontology annotation, molecular function: iduronate-2-sulfatase activity. Bases 33 to 1814 code for a protein of 593 amino acids. Gene Ontology annotation, cellular component: cytoplasm.